Molecule: messenger RNA, 1117 nt
Organism: Cetraspora pellucida
Lineage: Eukaryota; Fungi; Glomeromycota; Glomeromycetes; Diversisporales; Gigasporaceae
Source: the annotation of a GenBank genome assembly
AUGUUUUUUUGGUUUUUUGAAUCUCGUAAAAAUCCAAAAAAUUCACCAUUAACAAUAUGGAUUAGUGGCGGUCCCGGUUUUUCUUCAAUGUUUGCGUUGUUUCAAGAAGUUGGUCCUUGUAAAGUAGAAAAGAAUAUAAACACAAGUAUACCAUCUGAAAAUAGUUGGAAUGAAGUGACAAAUUUAUUGUUCAUUGACCAGCCAAUUGGUGCUGGAUUUUCAUAUGGUGCGCAUAUGGUGAAUACGUCAGAACAAGCAGCCUUGGAUAUAUAUCUGUUUUUGCAAAAAUUUUUUACAAAAUUUCCAAAAUAUGCAUCAUUGGAUUUGCAUUUUUUUAGUGAAUCUUAUGGUGGUCAUUAUGUUCCAGCCAUGGCUAAACUUAUUAUACAAAAUAAUCAUAUAAUCAAAAAUGGCAAAUUAGAAGAUUUAAUACAAAUUAAUCUUAAGUCUUGUGGGAUUGGAGGCGCUUGGAUUGACCCUAUUAUUCAAUUGCAAUUAAUCAAGGCGAUGCAUGAUGCAUGGACAUUAUGUAAACAUGAUAUCGAUGAAUGUUAUAAAAUUAAUACGGAAGAUUCUUGCUUCUCAUCCAGUAUGACUUGCCUUGAGAACUAUACUAAUAUCUUUCCUCUAAAUUAUAAUGUUGGCGCUUAUGAUAUUCGUACCCAAAGUGGCUUUCCAGAUCCAGUAUAUACAGGAUACUUGGACAAUCCUUUUGUUUUGAAAUCAAUUGGUGUUAAUAAUAAAGAAGUAACAAACUAUGUAGAAGUUAAUGAGACAAUUUAUUCUAGAUUUGUAAAGGCUGGUGAUGCGAUACAUUCUACAAAGUCUCAUACAGAAUAUCUUCUUGAUAAUAAUGUACCAAUAUUAUUUUUCACUGGUGAUGCUGAUUAUAUUUGCAACUGGUUUGGUGGCAUUAAAAUGGUUGAAUCAUUGAAAUGGAAACAUCGCAAGCAAUUUAGGAAUGCCAUAUUUCAUGAUUGGACUGUGGAUGGAGUAAAAGUUGGCAAAAUUAAAAAAGUUAAAAAUUUAUGGUUUGUUAACGUCUUCGAAUCUGGCCAUUUUGUACCGCAUGAUCAACCAAAGAAUUCACUAGAAUUGUUUAAAAAAUGGAUUGAAU